Molecule: messenger RNA, 1230 nt
Organism: Acanthosepion pharaonis
Lineage: Eukaryota; Metazoa; Mollusca; Cephalopoda; Sepiida; Sepiidae
Source: the annotation of a GenBank genome assembly
AUGAUGCAAGCGAACCAGCAGAAACCUAAACUUCCUGAAAAUCCAACCAUUGCUGAUGUUAUGGCCUCUUUGAUUCUCCCAGCGCCUACCCUGCUAACAACGACUAGCCCCCCAGUCAUGACCACCACAAACUCGGAUAUUAUAUCAUCUUCAGCCACAGACAUCCUAACGACCGCAACCUCGGACAUCCUAACAACCACAACCUCGGACAUCUUAACAACCACAAAUUCGGACAUCUUAGGAAGCACUAAUACAAACAUCUUAACCCCCACCAGCUCAAACAUUGCACUGAACACAAACCCUGAGAUGAUGAUGAUGAAGACCAGUCGUAAGAAAUCAGAAAGUGAUGCCAACAAGAUGCGUUACUACUGUGAAUUCUGCAACAAAGAAUUUGUGCAGCGAUAUGUCCUGAACAUGCAUCGACGGACGCACACAGGUGAGAAGCCACACCAGUGUACAAUCUGUGAAAAGAGCUUUGCCAGACGUGAUACCCUCCAGGUCCACACGAUGACCCACACGGGUCUGAAACCAUAUCAGUGUGAACUCUGUCCCAAAAAAUUUGCCCAGAAAGACAAACUCCGUAUUCACCACCGUACGCACUCUGGUGAGAAACCGUACGAAUGUAGUGAAUGUAAACGAUGUUUCUCGCAGAAGCGCACCCUGCAGAUGCACCAGCGAAUCCACAGCGGUGAGAAGCCGUUCCGCUGCGAGGUGUGCCAUGUCGGCUUUGCCCGCAGCGAAUACCUGCGUAUGCACCGACGAGGACACACGGGCGCUCGGCCUUAUGCUUGCGAUUUGUGCUGUCAGCGGUUUGCUCGACGGGAUACUCUGCGAGUCCACAGGCGAAUACACACCGGAGAGAAGCCGUAUGCGUGCAGUGUGUGCCCAAAGCGGUUUGCAGCAAAAGACAAGCUGGUCAUACACAGCCGAACGCAUAGUGGGGACCGUCCAUUCUCCUGCGACCUCUGCUGCCAGACAUUUGCACAGAAGGCCACCCUGAGAGUUCACCGGCGUAUACACACUGGUGAGAAACCUUAUCACUGCGAGGUCUGUGGGAAGAAGUUCUCGACUUCAGAUACCAUGCGACGACACCAGCGCACACACAAGACGCCUACCCAGCCCGGUCUUGUGAAGAGUAUACCCGCAACAAACAGCAGCACAGAUAAACCAAUGACAGAAACGAACAAAGAAGAAUACUCCACGAUUAAUAAUUAUCUUUGGUUGUUGUAG